Messenger RNA from Ochotona curzoniae (black-lipped pika), 3195 nucleotides. It is a transcript of the gene VNN1, whose product is annotated as vanin 1. The transcript is spliced from 5 exons. The record is from RefSeq and is a predicted model, not a curated record. Lineage: Eukaryota; Metazoa; Chordata; Mammalia; Lagomorpha; Ochotonidae. Gene Ontology annotation, molecular function: hydrolase activity, acting on carbon-nitrogen (but not peptide) bonds, in linear amides. Bases 1956 to 2846 code for a protein of 296 amino acids.
AGCCAUUGCAGUGCAAGAGUGUGUAAAAUCCCACAGGUGGUUUCACAGUGCUAUGCGAAAUACAGAUAUCUCUACUUGUUUAACGUUUGAUAAUUCUAAACAUAGAUACUUUGUUUUCUAGUUUCCACAGGACCUAUUGCAUCCAUUAAAGCUAAAUAAUAGUAAACAAUAGGUAUGGUUUGUUCAGGUUAUGAAGAGCAAGAUGUAAUUCUAAGCAAUUGGUAACUUUAAAACACUUAAGAGAAAUUUCAAGUUUUGUUCUAUAAUGUACGUUACCUGGUACGCAUGUACAUGUUUAUGCGGCAAGCUAUGCCGUCUAUUUUAAUCGAUAAAGAUGAAAAUGUUCAUAAAUGAGAAUUGCUAAGCUAAAACGUUUUGAAAAUCAUGUAUGAAUGCAUAAUGAAGCUCUUGGAGAGUCGUGUCUGCUUCUGUUUUCUCAGGGCCUACAAAGUCUGUUCAGCUGUACAGUUCUGCACGCAUUCAAACGGACUUACUUGUAAGGUUACGCUUUCAAAACUGGCCAUGGGCUCCCCAUGAGCUAGAUGCAUAUGUAAGUAAGUGCUUGAUGAUAAUUCAGAUGUCAGGGAAUAUUUGAAUGCUCCAACAUGGGAAGCUACUCUUACAGCAGAUUCAAUCUUGAGUAGCACUUAGUGACUUCUUUGCCCCUGAGCCCCACAGUAAGGACUUGAGCAUCUGUGCGCUUGCAGAAGCAGGACAGGCAGGGUCUUGGAACUAAUAUCCUGCAGGUAGUGGCAGGAUGGGGAAGGGGCGUGGUUGUGCAGAAUCCAGCCAAAAUGAUGAGGUGUCACUUCCCAGGUUAAAUUAUGAAGCUAUGGUUUGUUUACCUCUUGGGCAGGUUCUCAAGCUUCCCAGCUCUGAGGAAAUCCAGACUGUAUGUGAUCUCCCUUAGGGCACAAUCUACACAAAAGCAACUCAUGUUUCUGUGGAACAGUCAGCGAGUCAGUGAGGGGGGCUUAGGGCUGGAACGGAAGUUCUUCCUAAAGUCAAGCUUUUAGAUAACAGUAGCCCUGACAGCAGUUGACUGUAGCCCAGUGACUAAGAACACAGGUUGGAAGGACCUAUCUCAACUGUUCCUAGGUUCCUGGUACACAUAAAAUGGGAGGUAGAAUGCAUAUUCGCAUUUUAAAGCCACUAAAAUUUUGUUAUGUAACAAUUAGAUAGCUCUCCUGGACCUGGGCCGUUUUAGGCAACCAAUUUUGAGGCUGCCAAAUUUUGAGGCAACCAAUGAUGAAAAUUUGGAACUUAAAUAUUCACAUGAUAGCAGUAAUAACAUUUCCAAAAUUCUGAAGCUACAUAUUGUUCAAAUUGCACACACUGUUGUUUUCAGGUUCAAAAACAUGAAUUCCAACAAUUUCUGUCUUGAAGUUUUAACUGCUAGAACCUCAGAAAAUGAGGUUGGAAAAGUGUGGGGUCAUUUCAGAAAAUUAGUUAAGGAGAAAUCAGUUAAAAUUAGUUAAGGAGGAGGGUAGGCACUAAAUCUCAUGACUGUUGUUAUAAAAAGGAAAAUUUGGACAUAGAGACACAUACAGGGGAAUGCUGUGUGAAGCCAUACAGGGAGAAGGUGGCUGUUUGCCAGCCAAGGGGAGAAGCUGGGAAUUCACCUCCACCCAACAGGUUUUAGGAACCAGCCACAUUGAUUCCUCCUCAGAGACUUCUAAUUUCCAGAACCACAAACAACACAUUUCUGUUGUUCUGUCUCCCCAAUUUGUGGCACUUUGCUAGGCAGCUGGAGAAAACCAGUACCGAGGUAUUUCCUGAGUUGAGUAUCACAAAUUCUUCCAGUAACAACGGAAGGUCCUUUGUUGAAAAAGAAUGUGAAGUCAUGAAGUCACUUUCGCAGUCUAUUUUUAAGGUACUAAGUUCUGGCAACCACGUGUUUCCUCUCUAUAAAUAUUAGCACAGGCUCUGUUCUUCAGCAGUUGUUGGACUUCAGCAUGAUUACUUCUCAGCUGCUGGCUUGCAGGGCCGUUUUGCUUCUCUGUGUCUUGAAAGCCAGCUCCCAGGAUACUUUCCUUGCAGCCGUAUAUGAGCAUGCGGUGAUUCUGCCCAGUACCACCCUAGAGCCAGUGUCUCGUGAAGAGGCACUGAGGUUAAUGAAUCGGAAUCUGGAUGUUAUGGAAAGAGCGAUUGCUUCAGCAGCAAAGCAGGGUGCACAUAUUAUUGUGACUCCAGAAGAUGGUAUCUAUGGUUGGAAUUUUAAUAGGGCAACUCUCUAUCCAUAUUUGGAGGACAUCCCAGACCCUCAAGUAAACUGGAUCCCUUGUAAUAAUCCUAACAGAUUUGGCCAUACUCCAGUGCAAGAAAGACUCAGCUGUCUGGCCAAGGACAACUUUAUCUAUGUUGUGGCAAAUAUGGGAGACAAGAAGCGAUGCAAUGGCAGUGACCCUCAGUGUCCUUCUGAUGGCUGGUACCAGUACAAUACGAAUGUGGUGUUUGAUUCUCAGGGAAAACUCGUAGCACGCUACCAUAAGAUCUGUACCCUGCUGAAGUGUAAAAGGGCAGACUUACGCACUUGUGGACACUCAGUUGAAACAGCUUCCACCAGGUUUGAUAUGUUCUCCCUUAGUGGUACUUUUGGAACCCAGUACGUCUUCCCUGAGGUGUUGCUGAGUGAGAUUAAGCUUGCACCUGGGGAAUUCCAGGUGUCAAGUGAUGGACGUUUAAUGAGCUUGAAGCCAACAUCUGGACCUGUCUUAACAGUAACUCUGUUUGGAAGGUUGUAUGAGAAGGAUCAGGCAUUAAAUGCUUCCUCAGACUUGACGGCACAAACACUGAGCAUCCUUGCUGCUGUUUCGGCAUGUAUUCUGUGCUCAUUAUACUGGUAGAAUAUUCGUAUUUCCUUUCUUUUCCUUGGGACAAUUUAAGAAGUGGUGGAUGAGAAAAUGAUUGGUUUGGGCUUUUGCUAAUAGUGGUGUCUGAUGUAUGUGAAUUACAAAUAUACAUUCGUGUUCAGAAGAACACACACCAAUAUAUAUAUUAAUCUAAAAGUGACUUGAGUGUUGUUCUUUCCUGGAACUGGACUGUUUGCAUAGGAUAAGAAUCACAAAUAUUUUAUGCAGAAGAAAUAAAAAUUAUAUCAAAUCUAUCCUAAAAUUCACUGAAGUCUGAAAUCCUUACCUCCUCUAUUAUAACAUGUAUCUCUUAAUACAUUAUGCUUAAACUUUCUAAUAAUUU